Porites evermanni is the source of this 2782-nucleotide messenger RNA. The record is from the annotation of a GenBank genome assembly. Lineage: Eukaryota; Metazoa; Cnidaria; Anthozoa; Scleractinia; Poritidae.
CAGAUCUUCUGUCUUCACGGAGGACUUUCUCCUUCCAUUGACACUCUUGACCAUAUCAGAGCCCUUGAUCGCCUCCAGGAAGUUCCCCAUGAGGUAGGUUAGAGAAAACUUAAGUCACAUGUGAAAUGGAAGCCUAGAGAGUUGGUUGUCUCAUAAAUGAUUUAUUCUUAUAGUGCAGGGCUGUCACUGAGUUUUCAUGUUGGCAGGUAAUACAUCAAGUUGGCAGGGAAUUAUUGUGCCCAGUGAUUUAAACUCAUCACACAGUCUUAUGAUACAAAGUGAUAUCAUUCUGCAAUGAUGAGGGCACUUUGGAUGCAGGGUUGUCAGAAAGUUUUGAAGUAGACAGCUGAGUUACUAAUUUAAAUGGCCAGUGCUGCAGGGGCUGCCCAGGGCCGAAGGUGCAAGCCUGCAGACUUUAAGCAGACAGUAGUGAAAAGUUCUGCCAUAUUUCAUGUCUUCCAGUCCAGUACUUUGAAAGAAACUUCAUUUUCCUAAGUGCAAAUAAUACUCUCAUACUCAAAAAUACCUAUAUUAUUGAGAGUUAACAAAGAAAAAUAGCUCGGUAUGCCGAUUUUCUUCUCUUUUUUUGAUCCUCUUUGAUAUCCGCCAUAUUGUUUUGUAUUUCUGCUGCUCAAUACUGUUGCAGCACUCUUAAAACGAAAUUUUGCCUUAACCCAUUACCCUAGGGUGGGUUUUGUUUCUCUGUUGCUAGGCUGUUGAAUUUCCGAUAAGUGUGGGCGUGAGAAGUGUCAUGUAUCAUUCUAACAUACAUGUAGUGCAGCCAAAAAAAGAAGCGCGAGAUGUGUAAAGUCUGUAAAGCUGUGAGAGAAAAUCCAAGCGGUGGAAAGUGGGAAAAAAGGAGCUGAAAAACGAGAGAAAGGUUUGGGAGUAGACAAACAUUCAUGCUACUGGCAAAAUGAGAAGAUGAGGAAUAUGAACGUGGUAGCAAAACAAUAUUGCAGUUCUCGAAUCCUGGUGGGCACAUGUUUGAAGUAAAGUGUCGAUUGAAAGGCUUACAACUCAACUCAUAAGCUCAUUAUGGUGUGAAACGUGACCUUAGGGUUAGCUUUUUAACAUCAGAAGUUUCCCUUUUUUUUCUUACGUUUGCUUCUAUAUACAGUGCAAACUCUGACUAAGCAAAUCUUACUUUUGCCGCUCUUGUUGCUUCAAAGGUCAUGAACCUUGUCUGUCUCAUGUUUCCUGUGGUUUGUUUCUGACAGGAUUUGAUCUCAGAUGGAGUUUUAUAGUACUGCUACUCUUUGACCUCUCUUAAAGCCUGAAGCUUUUUAUUGCGGCUAAAUAAUCUUUCUAUAAAAAAUUUAAUUUCAUAGGUUUUCUCUGAAGUACAUGGAUCUGAAAAGCCACAAGCGUAAAGCUCUUUAGCCUGUGAUCUCCUGCUAUGUUUUGAUGCUGUCAGUCCUAAACACGAGCGUCAAAUUUCUCUCCUGUGGCCUCCCACAAUCACCUUCCUUAGAAACGGAAAAAUUUAUCUUUUAUUUCUGGUAAAUCAGGCAACUUUUUAGGUGUUUUUUUCUUUGAUGCUGAGGUAAAUUGGAAAAAUAAAAAUAGAUAUGCUUAUUACAUGACCUAAUCUUACUGUUGGUGGAUUUUGAGGGCGAAAAAAAAGGUUGAAAAUUUGCCAGUGCAGAUACCUUAACCCACAUUUCCACCAAAAUCAAUGACGGUAAGAGGCAAUGCGUUAUCUUCAGUGCUAAAGGGAAGAAAUUAAGUGUUGAAGAAUACAUCAGUGAUGUGAAACCUGAAGUGGGGAAAAAAUCUAACGAAAGCCGCAAUUUUCAGGCAAAAUGGCUGAAAGAACACAUGUGGUUGAGAUACGAAAACCAAGCCAUAUUAAAUGUCAUUUUGGCAUAAGAAGAGUUAUUUGAUUCCACGUUUUUUUCUGGUUUGCCCCCUUCCAAAGCCCUUGAAGGGACAAAUUGUCUGCAAAGGCCCUAGAGCUGCCUUAAACCCUGAUGUUUUUAACUAUAAUGCAAUAUUUUAAAGGGUGAACUACAUUGUGUGUUUCUGACUUCCUUGUCAUGAUGAUAAGGACUGGUUGUUCAAAGCUCUGUUAAAAAGACAACCAGAUUAGAAUUUAACCUCAAGUUAAUGUUAAUUGGCCUUUGAACAACUGGGCUAAGUUUGGUAAAAAAUUAAUAUGGAACCUUGUAAUGAAUGAUUUACUGCUUAUGGAGUGGAAACAAUAUCUCCUUUGUACUUACAGGGACCCAUGUGUGAUCUACUGUGGAGUGAUCCAGAUGACAGGGGUGGCUGGGGGAUCUCUCCCCGCGGUGCUGGUUACACUUUUGGUCAAGAUAUAUCUGAAACAUUUAAUCACACUAAUGGUCUUACUCUUAUUGCCAGAGCUCAUCAGCUUGUUAUGGAGGUUAGUAGACAUGUAGAUAAGUGACUUUUCCAAAAAAAUGACCUUAUAUACUUACAAGUUUCUAAUGUUGUACAAGUGGUUAUAAGGAAAAGAGUUUGCAGGUUAUUCCUUCUCUAAACUCAGAUUUUGUAUGCGUACAAGUGUAUUUUAGAUGCACUGUGACAGAGGAGACUGAUUUCUAAUAAAGCCUCAAAUGUUAGGCUAGUUUUUGGUUAUAGUUAUGAUUUCAUUUUGGCAUUCAUAAAACUUUUUGUCUAAUUUUUUUUUUUUCAGGGCUAUAAUUGGUGUCAUGAUAGGAAUGUAGUUACAAUAUUUAGUGCACCAAACUACUGCUACAGAUGUGGAAAUCAAGCCGCCAUCAUGGAGUUAGAUGAUGCUCUUAAAUAUUCCUUGUAA